AUGCCUCCACGGCGUUCAACUCGAGCAACACGAUCUUCUGCCGAGCCGGCCCCUGUCGCCGCGACGACUUCGACGAAGCGCAAGCGAAACCCACCGACCGCCGAAGUUCACGAAGAGGAGGAACAAGAGAACGUUAUCGCUGCUGCGCCUCAGAAGUCGCGCAAGGAAUCUACGAGGUCAAGUAGCAAGACUGGCAUGACUGCUCGUAGAAAACCUCUCAAGGAGGUUCCCGAGGUCGACGAAGUAGAGCAGAAAGAACCACCGCCGAAGAAGCAUCGCCAAGAUGAGGAAGAGGAAGAGGAGGAGAAACCUAGAGGCCGCGGUAGAAAGGCGAGUGCUGCACCGCCUACCAAGUCUGAACCUGCGAAGCGGAGAGCAACAGCCAGGAAAGUUGCGGACGCGGUGGAAGAAGAUGAUCCUACUCCACCCAAAUCUAGGAGGGCGAAGACUACCGCUGGCAAAGCAAAGGCGAUUGCACAGCCGAGCGGCUCGUCUGCAAAAGGUCCUACGCGUUCCAGCCGUUCGUCGAGGAAGGUCAAAGUGGAAGAGUCCGAGGAAGUCGACCACUUGGAGGACCAGGGUGCAGAUGAAACGCUCACAGACGAUGAAGCAAGAGACGCUGAGGAGAACCAUAGCUCACAAAGAGGCCGAUCUCAAGCAAAGGAGACAAAGUCUAGGAAACGCUCCGAUCAGAGGGUUUCAGCUACCACCGCUUCCUCUACAGUUUCCUCUGCAGCCGGAACGUUAUCCCGUCUUUCCGACGGGCACGUCAAUGAAGAGGAUCGUUCUGUAGACGGGGAUAAUGCUCGUGGCGAUCCGUCCACGCCCGAGAAAGACGAGGGCAGCGACGAGGAGCUAGCCGCAGCUCAGUUGUCGGACGAAGAACGGCCCGCGACACCGCCUGCCUCGAAAGAGCAAGAGGAAGAGAAAUCGCUCCUAGAUGGUCCUGAUGUGCCCCUCAAGUCUCAACAUGCGCCUUCUUCACAUCAAGUUAAGGAGCCAGAGGAACCGCAAGGUCCAAAGGCGCGGCUCGUCAUACAUAAACUUGUUCUAGUGAAUUUCAAGAGUUACGCCGGUCGACAGGAGAUUGGUCCAUUCCACAAGUCCUUUUCGGCCAUUGUAGGUCCUAAUGGCUCGGGAAAGUCAAACACGAUCGACGCCUUACUUUUCGUCUUUGGCUGGCGUGCGACGAAGAUGCGGCAAGGCAAACUCUCGGAGCUAAUUCAUAACUCUGCACGGUACCCCGAUCUGGACGAUUGCAGCGUCGAGGUGCACUUCCGCGAGAUCGUUGACCUGCCUGGUCCAGAUGCAUAUGAAGUCGUGCCGGGAUCGAAGUUGGUUGUGUCCCGUACAGCGUACAGGAAUAAUACUAGCAGGUACACAAUCAACGGACAGCAGAGUUCUUUCACGGAGGUCAGAGACCUCCUGAAGGGUCGAGGCAUCGAUUUGGACCACAAGCGGUUCCUCAUUCUACAGGGUGAAGUCGAGUCUAUCGCACAGAUGAAGCCCAAGGCUCCGUCUGAGCAUGAAGACGGUCUCUUGGAAUACUUGGAGGACAUCAUAGGAACCUCCAAAUACAAGGAGCCGAUCGAAGAAGCUAUGAUAGAAAUGGAACGUCUUUCCGAAGAGAGGCAGGAGAAGCUGAACCGACUUCGGAUUGUGGAGAAAGAGAAGAGCGCACUGGAAGAAAAGAAGAAGGAAGCCGAGGACUACUUGAGAUUACAGAAUGAGCACGUUCGAGCUCUCAGCCGCCUGUGGCAACAUCAUCUGUGGCGAUGCUUAGUGAACGAAGGCCAGUACACCAAGCAGAUCGCCAAAUUUGAGCAGGAGCUGACAAAUUUGCGGGAGCAGAACCAGGACGACGUUACCCACUGCGAACUACUCCAAAAGCACUACGACGAGCGUGAAGCAGCCUACGAUGAGGUCAAAGCUGCCGCCGAAGAGGCCCAGAAGGACCUUGCGGCACACGAGAAACAAGCUGUGGGCUUGGAGGAGAAACGUAAGCAUGCCAACAGUAAAGCCAAGAAACUGAAGAAGGCUUUGCAAGACGAUGAGCAUACAAGGACUGAAGCAUUACGCACCAUCGAAGACUCCACGAGAAAGAUCGCGAAGGAGAAGAAGAAGCUGGAAGAGUUCGAGGAGUCUUUGGAGCAGGAGGAGGACGUCUUGGAAGAGAUCCGUGAUAGUCUGAAGGAUAAGACGCAGGUGUUCCAUGACCAGAUCGAGGUUAAACAGAAGGAAUUACAACCUUGGAUGGCCAAGAUCAAUACGAAGCAAGCGGAAAUCGAUGUUGCUACGAGUGAACGGGAUGCUCUGGCAAAGAAAGCUGAGGCUGUCAAGGAAGCCUUGGAAGAGGCUCAGACUACGGUAGACAAGCUGCAAGCCGAACACGAGACCAAAACUUCCGAGCUGGCCGAGCUACAGGAUAAUCGCUCUGGCAUUCAGUCAGAAAUUGAUCAAGGACAACGAAGACUUCAGCAACUUCAAUCGAAGAUCCAGCAACUACGAGCGACGGCGUCGUCCUCGCGUCAGAAGGUCGACGAAGCGAAGGCGUCGCAAGCCGCAAAUACUUCGCAGAACAGGGUGCUAGACAGUCUGACCAAGCUCAAGAAUUCAGGGCGUAUUGAUGGCUUCCACGGUCGUCUCGGAGCCCUAGGGACCAUCCCUGACAAAUACGACGUCGCCGUGUCGACGGCUUGUCCUUCCCUCAAUAACCUGGUCGUUGAUACCGUAGAGCAAGGUCAAGCAUGCAUCGAGUACUUGCGCAAGCAGAACGUUGGACGCGCAUCGUUCAUCGUGCUCGAGAAGCUUUCGUCUCAAGGCUUGGGCAAAAUCGCUACCCCUGAUAACGUACCCCGGCUGUUCGAUUUGAUCAAGCCGAAGGACCCUCGGUUCGCCCCUGCUUUUUACAAGGCAGUCGGGAACACGUUAGUCGCUGAGACUCUGGAACAUGCGAAUCGUAUUGCUUUCGGAGGAUCGCGCAGGUGGAGGGUUGUUACGCUGGCUGGUCAACUUAUCGAAGCUUCCGGGGCUAUGUCAGGAGGCGGGACGCAUGUUGCCAAGGGUAUCAUGAGCUCAAAGCUGGCCGCCGAUACUGUCUCUCCUGAUGUUCUCAGACGAUACGAGGAGGAGAGUAACCAGGCUGCUGAGCAACUCGAAGAAGCUUUGCAAGAGUCGCGUAGGCUCGAAGCUGAGAUGGAUAGUCUAAUGAAGUCUGGGCCCCGGAUGGACGUGGCUAUCGAGAAGCUGAACCUAGAUAUACAGACUGCUUCCAAGCGGAUAGUCGAGGCUCAGAAGCGUGUUCGUGAGCUGAAGUCGCAGAGUAAACCCGAUGCUGGUGAUCUGGCACGCAUCUCCGCCUUGGAUGAAAGCAUCCACACUGCCACGAGGGAUCUCGAGAAGCUGCAGAAGAAAUCUGGCGCGAUAGAGCAAGCAAUCAAGGACCUAGAGGAGAAAAUCCUUGACGUUGGCGGAUCCCGACUGCUGACACAGAAGUCCAAGGUUGAUGGUAUCAAGCUCCACAUCCAGAUAGCAAGUGACGAGAUAACGAAGGCUGAGGUCGCCAAAGCCAAAGCAGAGAAAGAUGCUGCCAAACUCGAAGGAGCAAUAGAACACAACAGUGUCAGUCUAGAGGAAGCAGAGGCAGAACUUCAAGAACUGGUAGAGCAACUUUCCGAGUGCACCCAGUAUGUCGAAGAACUCAGCAGCAAAGUCGACGCCGCCAGGGCUGCGGCAGAGAACUCCAAAGACGACUUGGACAGCUUGAAAGCUGAACUGGAUGCUAAGAACGAAGAGAUCCGAGGCUUCCGAGAGAAAGAGAUGACACUGGAAAAUGAUCUCGAGCGCUUGAAGAAGGACAUGGAUGACAACGACAGAUACAUCGAUCACUGGCGGACCGAACAUGACAAACUUACACUGGAAGAGAUCGAUGAUGAGGAGGAGGAGGAAGCGGAAGAGGACGGAAGGGAGUCCGCUGAACCCUCCGGAGAGCAUGUCAAGGAAGAGCCGGCAGAGCAGAAGGUGACUGGGAAGGGCCGACAGCGUGACAACCCCUAUGAAUUGCACAUCUACACGGAAGCCGAGUUGAUGAAGUUCAAGCAGCAGGAGCUCGUCGCUGAUGCCGAGUUGCUCGAUGAGAAACUCAAGAAUGCCAAGCCUAAUCUUGCGGCCCUGAAGGAAUACAGGAAGCGGGAGGAGGAGUUCUUGAAGCGGGCGCAGGACUUGGAAUCUACGACGAGCCAACGCGAUGAGCAAAAGCAGAAGUACGACAGCCUUCGAAAGCAGCGUCUCGACGAGUUCAUGGCAGGCUUUACUGCGAUAUCGUUGAAACUGAAGGAGAUGUACCAGAUGAUCACGCUGGGCGGGAAUGCUGAACUGGAGCUUGUCGACAACAUGGAUCCAUUCUCGGAAGGUGUCAUAUUCAGUGUCAUGCCGCCCAAGAAGAGCUGGAAGAACAUCUCUCACCUCUCUGGUGGCGAAAAGACGCUCAGUUCCUUGGCGCUUGUAUUUGCUCUCCACCACUUCAAGCCGACGCCUUUGUAUUUCAUGGACGAGAUAGACGCAGCACUCGACUUCCGUAACGUUUCCAUCGUCGCAAACUAUAUCAAGGACCGAACGAAGAAUGCCCAAUUCAUCAUCAUCUCCCUACGCAAUGACAUGUUUGAGCUGAGCCACCGGCUGAUCGGGAUAUACAAGACUGCCAACCAGACCAGGAGUCUAUCAAUCGACAACCGUGCAUUAACAGCCAUCCCCGUGCAGGCCGUUGCGCCUGGUAUGGCCUCUGCCUCGUUGGCAGCACACUAAUUUGCCAAAUCGGUAUUUAUUCUGCUUAUGGGACGUCUGGACUGGGGAGAUAUAACGCAUAUGUACCACAUCGUUGGAUUCGCCGUCUUGAAACAUGAAGUGUAAUUCUAUUCGUACACAUCUAUCUUGUACAUCCCGUUUUCUUCCUUCGCCUAGCAGUGGCUUAGUUGGGCCAAGUGUGGCCGGACGUAC
Gloeophyllum trabeum ATCC 11539 is the source of this 4995-nucleotide messenger RNA. RefSeq lists its product as uncharacterized. NCBI's taxonomy places the organism in Eukaryota, Fungi, Basidiomycota, Agaricomycetes, Gloeophyllales, Gloeophyllaceae. Bases 1 to 4803 code for a protein of 1600 amino acids. Gene Ontology annotation, biological process: mitotic chromosome condensation. The transcript has 21 exons. Gene Ontology annotation, cellular component: chromosome. Gene Ontology annotation, molecular function: ATP binding; protein binding. The record is from RefSeq and is a predicted model, not a curated record.